UCUGACUCUGCGUCACUGUUUGCUGUCUAAAUUUACCGAAGUCCUGAUAGGGCAAAAAAAAAAGAGAGUCCUGAUAGGGCUAAAGUUGGCGGUUCACUCAGCAGGCCAAUCAAAGCUUACAUUACGUCAUGUGACAACUGCGCGUUUCGUUUUAGACAGCCAAUUACCAGCAAGGCGCCAAAAAUUCAAAUAGCACAGUAAGCGUUACUAUGUUGUAAAUGAGCAGUAUCUAGAUAUGUAUUCACGAAAAUUAAAUAAGUUGAUACGUUUAUGCAGUGAUGGCAAACAUAGAAAACUAAUGAUCAAAUGGCUACAGAAGAAAGGCUUGCUUUGCAAAGCACCAAGUUGUCGUCACUGUGGAAAAAAGAUGCGAAUUACAGCCCACAACGGACGUGAUGGUUAUAUAUGGAUAUGUCGAAGAAACACGCAUCGCAGAGUUAGGCUCUCCAUUCGCAAUGGAUCACUGUUUAAUAACUCUAGGAUUCCCCUGGUUAAGUGGAUGGAAUACAUAUACAGGUUUUCCCAAGGUCUACAACUAAGACAAAUUGACUUGAUGGAAGACUGUGUUGCCAAAACAUCAACAACAUUGUCCAGAAUGAAUAAACUGCUCAGAAAGGUUUGCAUCAAGGCGUUGAGGAAACUGAAAAGUAGAACAGGUCUAAGAGUUGGAGGGAAGUCAAGGGAGAAGUUUGUGGCCAUAGAUGAGUCUAAGUUUGCUCACAAGAGAAAGUUUAAUCGAGGCCGCUUUUGUACUACUUGGCAGAGAAGAAAAGGUUGGGUGUUUGGGAUGAUGGAGGUUAAAGGAGCUCGCCGCCUACCAUUGUUAAAGAUGGUAAAGGACCGUUCCAGGAACACAUUGAUGCCCAUUAUCACAAAGCACAUCAGAAGAGGGUCGAUUGUUUAUAGUGACAAUUGGAGGGCAUAUCUGAAUGCACUACGACCACUAGGAUACAAACAUCUAACUGUAAAUCACAGCGAAAAUUUUGUUGAUCCCCAAACUGGCUGCCACACACAGCAUAUUGAACGGGCCUGGCUAGCCAUCAAGUCGCAGGUAUCAAGAUUCAGGGGUAACAAGACUACAAAAUUAUUAAGGGAACACCUGAAAUUCAUCCAGUGGCACUAUUGGCUGGGAAGAAGAAAUAGGAAAGGUGCCUUGGCACAGCUGAUCCAUGACAUUAGAAAUGCAUACAGGUUUAGAUUUAAUUAAAUGUGUAUUAUCCCAGAUUGAUUCUGGUGACUAUUUAAUUAUCUGAUCAUGCUGUUACAUAGUUUUUAACACAGUGAAAAGUGUUUAAUAAUUAGUAUUCAAUUAAUGGUUCCUAUGAAGUUACCAUGUAACUACACCAGUGUUACACAGUCC
Molecule: messenger RNA, 1360 nt
Organism: Paramisgurnus dabryanus
Lineage: Eukaryota; Metazoa; Chordata; Actinopteri; Cypriniformes; Cobitidae
Source: RefSeq, a predicted model, not a curated record